This is a messenger RNA of Fimicolochytrium jonesii, 3465 nucleotides long. RefSeq lists its product as uncharacterized. The transcript has a single exon. Gene Ontology annotation, biological process: silent mating-type cassette heterochromatin formation. Gene Ontology annotation, cellular component: rDNA heterochromatin; SHREC complex. The record is from RefSeq and is a predicted model, not a curated record. Lineage: Eukaryota; Fungi; Chytridiomycota; Chytridiomycetes; Spizellomycetales; Powellomycetaceae. Bases 7 to 3465 code for a protein of 1152 amino acids.
CACGUCAUGCCGCGCGCGUGUGGCCUAGUCUUUUUUCACUCGCUGCUGGUUGGACAAACCGUCCCUGUUCGGACCGAUCGCCUUCAUAUCGCCGACUUGCCCCGCACCCAGGGAGACAGGCAGGCAAGGCAGAGGACACGUACGCACGAAAUAGUACCAUAUAUCCUGCAGGAGAAACUUUGCCGGGAGUCUUGUCACGAAAACCUCCUCGCCGAGGUCGAAUUGGAACACUGCAACAGAGUCCGGACGAAGUGGAAUCGGCUUCGGUGCCAACCUUCGAACCAAUCCGAAAUGCCGUGGACCCUGAACGGCGACCACGACGACGACGAGUCGGAUAGGUUUGCAGGAACCUGCAAGAUCGUCGACCUCUACCCCGAGUCCUCAGGCACAGAAACAGUGUCCGAAGACGACUCACCCCAAAACGGCCGAACAACCCGAAAACAACACCGAAACCGCAACCCACCCCCGCUUUCCGAAGCCGAUACCGACGAUGAAGUCGAGGAGGCGGUGUUUCGCAGUCUGGGUGCGGAGCACCCGAAAACGAAGCUGUAUUUCCGACGCAAAAAGGAGAAACGCAUAGAACGGGAGCGGCAACGGGAGUUACUCCGUCUGCGUCAUGGAGACAGGCGCGGGAGACGGAGCAGAGUGGUCUCUGGCGAAUCGGUGCGUCCGCUGUUCUCGGAUGGGGAUCCGCAGACGUACCCGGAGCUGACGGAUAAGAUGAGGGAGGCGGAUGAGGGGCCCGAAGGGAAAUUGCGCUCUGUGUGGCUUCCGAAACUAGGGCUUUUGGAGAUUGGGUUUCCGAAGGGAUACAAGCUCUUUGAGACGAGGAGGCAUGUGGGGACCCAUGUGGACGCUUAUUUGUAUGGACACCCUAGCGGGAGACGGUAUCGAUCACCGGCCGAAUUUGAGCCGCAUCUGAGAUGGCUGGUUGAGGGCAAGCCUACGGUUCCUUGUCCUUGCCAGUUUUGCAAAGGCCAACCAUUAUCGGAAGAUCGGGCGGCAGAGCUGGUGGCGAUUGUCGAGAAGAAUUUCGGUGCAUCGUUUGAUCAUGAUUCUAUUCACGCGCAUUAUCUCCAGCCCCGUGACGACUCGCCUCCAUUAAACGGGCACAAUGCCGCUGAGGAGAUCUCUCGAGUCCCCAGUGCUGAGUCUUCGGAGACAAACAGUGUCGGGAAGGGUGUACAAUCAAUGAUCGAUGAUGAAGCGGAUGGUGGCAAGGGUGCCAUUCGCUCGUCCACAGUCACUUCCGUCAAAGUCGAAGUCACCGCGGAAUCGAAUGGCCGUUUUGUGGAUGAGGUUUUCGAGUACCAGACCAUCGAAGAAGACGCAGACUCUCUAUCAUCUCCUGAUCGGGCGAUAUCAGCGAAGCGAAAAGCAUCGGAUUCAGAUUCAGACGAGGAUUUCCCGUUUCGAAAAGUCUCAAAACUAUCGCAUUCUGGAUCUGCGAGCGAUGCAGAGAUCGUGGAAGUGAAUGGGUCUGAAGACGGCCUGAGGGAUAACGGCGAUGGCGAAGUAGAUACAGGAUGGAAUCAAUCAGACAACGACGAUGAUGGUUGGAUUACAGACGACGAUGAGAUGGAAAUGAAAACAGACAUUGAAGAAAAUGAUGAUGUGGACGUGAAUGAUGACGACGGCGCCGAAGCCGCCUGGCGAUCUUCCGACGGGAUAGGCGCCGGCUGGACAACCGACGACAAACCCACCCGAGGCGGCUGGGACAUUGAAGACGACGAUCCCGGCCAAUGCUGCAGCUACAAGAUGGAGCCAGAUCCCAACGGCAUGGAACCCGACCUCGACAGCAGUGAAGACGAAGACGCCGGCAUCGCCUACGAACCGCGCUGCGGCGAGCUGGUCUGGUGCCUCUCCGAUCUGCUCGAUCUCAACCCACCGCCCCGUGGGACCGAAAUGCCGGAUUACUGGCCGUGUCUUGUCGUUGCGGAGCGGGUCAUUGCACAGGCGUUCCCUAUCAUCGCUAAACGGCAGGGGAAGCGGGUUAGGACGAACAGUGGCGAGGGGGCGUGGGUCGUUCCGCUCCCUGUGUCGUCCGUGCAAGAUGCGCGAAACGUGGCCGCGAAUGGGAACAUCCAUACAUCAAGCAUCCCGUCCUUCGGUCUGCGCGAACCGUCCUACGUCGAGUACGCGCAGAUCAAGAAAACCGAGGAACGCCGCGACCGGCGCGGGAGCGUCGCCUCUUCAACUGUAUCCGUACCCACUAUCGCACCAUUCUUCGCCCGAAACCCGUUUGAAGAUUUCCCCGACCUGCCGGAAUUGAAAAACAGUAGAGGCCACGUAGCCCUCUACGCCGCAGUCAUCCAAGCCGUAGGCAUCGCCGCCUCCUACGAAGGAUACACCCACCAACAAAUCUUCGACGACAAAUUCAGCUUCUUGGAAGAAGACGGGUUGCUCAGCUCUCCAUCGCUACCCCCAGCGUCGAUCGACAGCGACGUCUCAGUCACAUCCACAAUCUCCGUCGAAGACGAUCCCGCCCCAACAACACCUUACCAACGCCUCUGGGCCGCCCGCCUCGGCCCGGAGAUCGUGCACCCUGACGAUGUCCUCUACGUCGCGCACCGGGCGACAGAGACUACCCAGCCUGAAUGUUUGCUUAAAAUCCUCUCGAUAUACCAGGACAGGGCUACGCGAAAGAUAUGGUUCCUUGGCCGUGCACUGCUUGCUGAUAGCGAUGAUGAGGAUGGGAGCGAUGAUGAUGAGAAGGGUAGCGAGGGGCGCUUCGCGCCUAGCGAACUCCACGAUGAGGGGAUGGAACAUGGACAUGAACAUGACCCGGAAUUGGAGUAUUUAGCGCAAGCGAUCGUUGACGCGGAGGAUGACGAUGACGAUGGGGAGUGGAGCGAGGAUGAGGAGAUGGCGAGGAAGGUGUUGGAGGCAAGGACGGGGGAUUUCGGGGUGGUGGGUGGGGAGAUGGGUGUGGCUGAUGGUGAGGAGGUUGAGGACGAGGAAGAGGAAGAGGAAGAGGACGGGAUGAUGAUUGACGAGGUGAUUGAGGCGCGGAUACGGGAGUUGAGAAGGGCUGUGGGGGAUGGGGGGAGUGGAGAUGAGGGGGACAUGGAGGCCGAUGAUGCCGGGAGACGAGAUAGGGAUGCGGAUUCGAGCGACGCCAGUGACUCUGAAGAUGGAAAAGGCGGACACCUCGCAUCGUCAUCGCCUGCACGCGUCGACAAAUCUUCAACGCCUUCACCAACCCGCCGAACCACCUCAUCCACCACCCCAGCCAAGCGAUCCACCCCCAACAACCACUCCUCCUCUCUCAAAGCAUCACAGGACGCAGAAGCCGAGGAAGGUUCGCCCUCACCGACAGUAACAGUCUUCUACCGCGUAAACAGCGACCACGUCAUUUGUCGCGCCGUGCCGCAGUUUAGGAUUGUGGAAAGACUGAAGGCGGUGAGGGAGGAGGUGGGGGCGUGGAGGGGGUGGGUUAGGGCUGGGGAUGUUGGGGGUGUUUGA